Telopea speciosissima is the source of this 672-nucleotide messenger RNA. RefSeq lists its product as uncharacterized. NCBI's taxonomy places the organism in Eukaryota, Viridiplantae, Streptophyta, Magnoliopsida, Proteales, Proteaceae. The coding region runs from base 96 to 566 and encodes 156 amino acids. The transcript has 4 exons. Gene Ontology annotation, biological process: regulation of DNA-templated transcription. The record is from RefSeq and is a predicted model, not a curated record. Gene Ontology annotation, molecular function: sequence-specific DNA binding; DNA-binding transcription factor activity. Gene Ontology annotation, cellular component: nucleus.
GCCGUCACAUAAACUUGAGGGGUCAUCCCCUCUUUAAACAGCCUCAAAGAAUUUCAGGUUGUGAAUCCCUGUGAGAGAGAGAGAGAGAGAGAGCUAUGGUUUCUAGGGAGAACAAGAAAGCAGUUCUGUGUGAGAAGCUGCAACAACUUCGUUCAGUUACAAACUCUGAUGCAAUAAACAAAACCUCAAUUAUAGUUGAUGCAUCAAAGUAUAUAGAAGAGUUGAAGCAAAAAGUAGAAAGAUUGAAUCAAGAUAUUGCAACUUCACAAAACUCAAGUGACCCAAAUCCACUGCCAAUGGUUACAGUUGAAACAGUGGAAAAAGGAUUUCUAAUUAAUGUGUUCUCAGAAAAAAGUUGCUCUGGUUUGCUUGUCUCUAUAUUGGAAGCCUUUGAAGAGUUGGGUUUGAAUGUGCUUGAAGCUAGGGUUUCUUGUUCAGACAAUUUCCGUCUAGAAGCAGUUGGAGGAGAAAAUGAAGGACAAGUAAAUAUAGAUGCUCAAGUGGUGAAACAAGCAGUGUUGCAGGCUAUCAAGAACUGGAGUGAAAGUAGUGAGCAAGAACAAUAGAAAAUUAUUUAUUAUUUACUUUUCCCUAUCUUUCUUUGUUGUUACUCCCUUUUUUAGUAGGUCAAAAAAUUGUCUAAUGAAGGAAAGUUAUCAGUCUUCUUUACAA